AAACAAAAAAAAGUCUUGUCACCCACCCAAGAAACGCAGCUCUCUCUCUCUCUAUAUGUCCGGUUCCGGCCAAAGCUAAUUAACUCUGAUCUUCACUUUGUCUUGUAUAGCAUGUGAGAUCACCUCCUUUCUGUCUUUUUUUUUUUUGUUCUUUCCCUUCUCCAUGUUUCUGUUUUGGUGCAACUUUACUUCUUCACCUCCUUUAUUAAAUACACCCAAGAAACUAAAUUCUAUUUUCACAUCCAAUUCCUCUAGUUAUGUCUCAGCUCUUUUAGUCUGAAACCCAGCUUAAAUCAUGAUUUCUUUUCAGUUCCAGAGGAGUUAAAGUUUACACUUUUUAGGGUUUCUGAGAUUUAUAUUUCUUAGUUGUUCUUGCUUUAGGGUUUUGGAAUUUUUUGCUCUUUUUUUUUGGGUAUUUUAAGAGAGUAUGGAGGAGUAUAAUCAAAUGAAUGAAAACACAACUCAAAGGGGAAAUUUCCUGUAUAAUUCAUCAGUUCUUGGACCUAAUUCUUCAUCUUCUCCUUAUGGAAGAACAAGCAGUGGGUCUACUACUGUGAGCAAUCAACAGAGCCACAUGAUGACUUUAAGCCCUUUUCAUCAUCUUCCAUCAACCGAUCAAUGUCUUCAAUCUGAUCAAGCAAAUCAUAUAGUGAAAACAGAAGCUACCACUUCACAGCAUGCUCCUAAAUUUCAUUAUCCCAAUUUAUUUAGAGGACAAUUCCAAUUACUUAACCAACAACAGCAACACCAACAUGGGAUUAAUGAAAGCUCUUGUAGUGAAGCUGAAGCUAUCAAAGCCAAGAUCAUCGCUCAUCCUCAGUACUCUAACCUUUUGGAAGCUUACAUGGAUUGCCAAAAGGUGGGAGCUCCGCCUGAAAUAGCAGCUCGACUAGCUGCUGCUCAUCAGGAGUUUGAAUCAAAACGUCGAUCUUCAGUCAAUUCUAGGGAUAAUUCGAAAGACCCAGAACUGGAUCAGUUCAUGGAGGCAUACUGUGACAUGCUGAUGAAAUACCGGGAGGAGCUAACGAGGCCCAUUCAAGAAGCUAUGGAUUUCAUGCGAAGAAUCGAAACACAGCUGAAUAUGAUCUGCGAUGGUCCCUUGCGGAUCUUUAAUUCUGAUGACAAGUCUGAGGGAGUUGGGUCAUCUGAGGAAGAACAAGAGAAUAGUGCAGGGGAAACUGAGCUACCGGAGAUUGAUCCGCGGGCAGAGGACCGGGAACUAAAGAACCACUUGCUAAGAAAAUACAGUGGUUACUUAAGCAGUCUUAAGCAAGAACUUUCUAAGAAGAAGAAGAAAGGAAAACUGCCCAAAGAAGCAAGGCAGAAACUCCUUAGCUGGUGGGAGUUGCACUACAAAUGGCCAUAUCCUUCGGAGACGGAGAAGGUGGCAUUGGCAGAAUCAACUGGCUUGGACCAGAAACAAAUAAAUAACUGGUUCAUAAAUCAAAGGAAGAGGCAUUGGAAACCAUCUGAAGAUAUGCAGUUCAUGGUUAUGGAUGGUCUGCAUCCACAGAAUGCAGCUCUCUAUAUGGAUGGUCACUACCUGGGCGAUGGUCCGUAUCGUCUAGGACCAUGAUGAACAGCAGCGGCAAACCCCCGACGACGAUCAGUCUGUUGCGAUGUUAGUUUAAUUUAGUUUCAUUUCUCAAGACCAAGUGCAUGAAAAAUAUAUAUUAUUCAGGCCAUGUUAUAUUUUGAAUUGAGAAAAUGUAGGUAAUGUCUGAAAAUGAUAUAAUCUUAUGUUCUCUUAAUUAUGAGAAAUGCCAUCUCUAUAAUGUUGUGUAUCAUUUGCUGCUAUGUCCUUGUGAUGAUUAUUCUUUUUUCAGUAUGUAUGUAAAGAGGAAAAAUUGGCUCA
Molecule: messenger RNA, 1855 nt
Organism: Mercurialis annua (annual mercury)
Lineage: Eukaryota; Viridiplantae; Streptophyta; Magnoliopsida; Malpighiales; Euphorbiaceae
Product: homeobox protein knotted-1-like 2
Exons: 5
Coding region: 428-1576 (382 amino acids)
Biological process (GO): regulation of DNA-templated transcription
Cellular component (GO): nucleus
Molecular function (GO): DNA binding; DNA-binding transcription factor activity, RNA polymerase II-specific
Source: RefSeq, a predicted model, not a curated record